AUGGAUAAUUCAAGUUGGUUAGAAUAUGUUAGUGAUCAUCCGGUUUUUUAUUCCGACAGUGUAAAAUUAUCAGGAGAUACAAUAGGAUUGGAGAAUUAUGGAAAACCAAAAAGAAAACAAACAUGUAUAGCUAUUGAGGGAAAUAAUCUUAUAUUAGCUGUAGGAUCCGAAAUAAGAAUAUUAAAUUUAUUGGAGUUUAAAGAUGCUUGGCAAUAUGCAAAUGAAAAUGAUGAACUGCAUGAAAUGUCUGAAAGUGAUGACAGUAAUCAUGACAAUGAUGACGAUAAUGAUAAAAAAGGGAAUGUGAUUUCGGUUGCUGGUGAUUACGAAUUGGCAGUAGUUCGCUUACCAUUAGUUAAAUUUAAUUUAUCAGCAUCAGAAAAAAAAGUUGAUUGUGUAACAUAUCCAAUUGGAUCUUUUCAUCAUAUGGAAGGAUCAAGUCCUAUUUCAAAGAUAUUAUGGCAUCCACUAACUAGAAUACCUCAUUUAUUGCCAGAACAGAAAUUUUGUUUCAGUGAAAAUCCAGAAAAAACUUUUUCUUUUGGUGCUGAAAUACCAAAAGCAGUUUCUUUUUGUUUUGGUCAAGGUAAUAAAGGCUGGUCUAAUUUUACUGUAUAUGUUUUAUUUGAUAACGGAGAUGUUUAUGCAAUGUGUCCAAUAGUAGAAUUUUCUUCUCCUGCAAAUAUUCAAAAUGAUUUAUUGUUGCAAGGACCAUUUUCAAUGAGACCAAAUCCUUUGGAAUUAUCACAUCAUCCUUUUGAUGCUAGUGACAUAAUCUAUUUGAAUACUCAACCCACUAGUGUAAUUGUUAUAGCUUCUAGUAAUGGUAGAUUAGAUAUCUUUCUUGAAGUUGAUAAAAUUGAAGCAUUUUGGAAAAUUCAGGGAUUAAACGAAUUCAUUGACUCUCCUGUUCUUUUAUUAUAUGAAAGCAUUGAUUUAGGAUUUAUUAAAAGUUUUGUUACACCAACUUCAAAUAGUCCCUUCUCAAGUAAAAUUACAACUUCAUUAAAUCAUCCAGUUCUAUUAGAAGACCCUCAAUACAAAGACAUGUUUUAUGUGUGUAAUUUUGCAGGUGUUCAUGCAAUUCGACUUGAAGUUAGUUGGAUUGCUUGUGUGAUUCCUAGUAAUCCAGAUCCUUUAAUAGGUUUAGUGAUAGUUGAUAAUGCUCAUCUAGGAUAUUUGGUUCUGAUAUUAACUUCCACACUGCAACUAAAAGGAUUUCCUUUAGAGAGUAGAACUACACCAAUUAAAUUGUCAAUUGAUGAUGUUACUCGUUUGAAAAGUAUGGGAUUUCCCGAAACAGAUAAACUAGAGUUUCCAAUCAAACUACAAGAAGUUCUAACUUCUCAAGGAUUAACUUGUCAACCAAUUCUUUUGUCACAAAUUGGCAAUAAACAAUCAUCCAAAGAAUUUGAUAGGGUUAAUAGUGAAUUGAUAAGAGGAAUUUCGUUAACAAUUGUUAAUGAAAUAAUACCAAUUAAAUCUUCUGCUCACAUAUUAAUUAAUAGAAUAAAAUUACAAUUUCAAAUGAUAAAACAUCAAGCAGAUCUUUUACAGGAUCUUAAAAAUACCAUGGAAGAGAAUAAACAUCUUAAUUCAGAAUUGGAUGAUCGUGUAAAUAAAAUCAAACAAAAACAUUCUUUUUUAGAAAGUAAAGCCAAUCAAAUUCUUCAAAAAAGAAUAAUUCAAUCAAAUCCAAUUCUCGGAGAAUUUGAAAAUGAGUAUUUUGAUAUGUUAAAUCGAGUUCAAGAAGAUUUAAAUGAUGAAAAUGGUUUAAAAGCUAAAGUAAAACAGAUACAAUUACGGCACUCAAAACUGUCUAAAUACAAUCAGCCAAAGUCAAAAUCAAAUCAUUCUAAUUCUAAUCAAAUUCAUUUACUUACCGGAAGUCAAUUACACAAAGUUGAGACUGCUUUAGACAAAGAGAUGGAACUUAUUGAAGAAGCAACAAGUAAAAUCCAGGUAGCACAAGAAAAACUAAAAAAUUUGAAUUUGGAUAAUAUUUCCAUAAAAGAGUAA
Entrophospora sp. SA101 is the source of this 2019-nucleotide messenger RNA. Lineage: Eukaryota; Fungi; Glomeromycota; Glomeromycetes; Entrophosporales; Entrophosporaceae. The record is from the annotation of a GenBank genome assembly.